This is a messenger RNA of Schistosoma spindalis, 2644 nucleotides long. Lineage: Eukaryota; Metazoa; Platyhelminthes; Trematoda; Strigeidida; Schistosomatidae. The record is from the annotation of a GenBank genome assembly.
AUCAGAAAACAGUCAGUAUCAAGUAAAAAUAUAUUAGAAGAAACUAAGGAAUUACAGUGGACAUACUUCUUUUAUAUGAUAUAAAAACUUGUUAAGAUUUGAUAAGGGUUCAGAUGUUUCGAAAUCAUAUUGCAUACGGUAUAACAACUUAUCCAAAUUCCUCUAUAAUAGUCGACCUUUGGAGCCGUGAUAUGGUCUUAAAAACUCCUUCAAUCUUGACCACAUCGCUUCAAUGUUAUUAGUAUGACGUUUGUGGUUACUGAAACGGUUAGGACGGGUGUUUUCACUAACAGAUUGUUCAGGAAGUGCAUGCUUUCUAUCUGUGUUUCGUAUAAUUAGUAUUGUUCCCAGCCUCCAUGAUCGGCGCCAUCCAAUCUGUUUCUAUGUAUGCUUCUGACUAGACAGAUCCCUAAACUACUUCAUCCACUAGACUUACUGAGACAGUCUGAUCAACAGCACAGUAUUCUUUGACACUUGAUCAUCCAUAAUCAGAGAAUAACAAGAAUGAACACUUAGUAGUAUUGUGGCUUUCCUUAUCUACUUCCCGCUCUUCAGCUUAUCGGGAAUAAGAGCUAGGUUUUGUUAGUUCAAUACCUUAUAAAUAUUUAAGAACCGUGACAGUAAUUUAGGAAAAAAUUUGAUUCACAAAAUUCCAUACAUGAAAUGCCAAAAGAUGAUAUAACUCACGAUACGCGAUACUGUAUUUUCUAACAGCAUAUAUCUCUCAAAAUUAAGUUUGACCAUGUUCUACUGAAUAUAUUUUGUUUGGAAGCUAGUUGGUUUGGUGAUUUGAGCUUGUAGUAAGUGAGAAAGUUGGCUAUGCAGUGUAUACAUAUAGAAUUCUAAGAAUUAUAAUGAAACAUUUAACUUUAGUUUUGAUUCUUAUAUCAGUUGAACUUCAUUUGUGUUAUGGAAUUGUCUAUUGAACUUAAAAUCUCCUCACGUCACCGAAAUCAAGCCUAUUGGCAUUUCAAGCAAAGCGGUUGUAGUUCGACAUGUAGAAAAGCUAUUAUUAGUAUAAUAUUUUGCGUAAUAGAUCUUACUUUAUGUAUUGCUCCUAAUAAAGCUCUUAAAUUUUAGGUGCGUCUUGUGCAUGUGGGUCAAUCAGUGUUUAAGUGUUUCGAGGAAAUUCGGUCGAAAUAAUGGUUACUAUUGGUUCAUCGUUCUUCCCAAAUGUAGCAGAAACUUUAUUUACCGGAAUUUAUAUAGCUCUACAAAUGGUGUUGAAAUGACUCGAAUGCAACAGCGCUAUGCUCUGUUGAAUAAGAAAUGCGAAGAAUACAUAACCACAUUCGAUCAAGUUAAUCCGCGGGAUGUGUUUGUAAACAAUGAAGUAAAGUUGAGCAAAAUUCAAGUGUAUGGGUUUGAUUAUGAUUACACGUUGGCUCAUUAUACAUCCGAGUUGGACGAAUUUAUUUUCAAUGAAUCUCGUAACUGGCUUGUUGAACAGAUGAAGUAUCCUGAAGAAAUUCUGAACUAUAAUUAUACUGAGUUCGCUAGACGUGGUUUACAUUUUGAUGUAAAACGAGGCUUAUUAAUGAAAGUAGAUGCAUUUCAUCAUAUUCAACUGGAUACUGUUUAUCGUGGAUUUACACUACUGUCAUUGGAUGAGAUAUUAAGAGUUUAUCGUGGAAGUCAUUUAUCUAGUGAUAUUUUAAAACAAAAAUUUACACCUAAUGACACCAUUAUGAUUCAGUUGAUGGAUCUUUUCCGAUUACCGGAAAUUAAUCUUCUAUGUUCUAUUAUAGAUUUUUUUGAUCGACAUGGAAUAGAUUAUAAGCCUGUUUAUGUUUAUCAGGAUGUUUCUACAGCUGUAGCAAGAGUCCAUAAGUCUGGCCUUCUAGGUCAAACCGUAAUGUCUGAUCCAGAAAGGUAUAUUGCGAAGGCACCUCAACUAUCUACGUUUUUACAUCGCUUAGUAAAAAAUAAUAAGAAAUUAUUUGUUAUUUCAAACAGUUCAGCUGCUUACAUAGAUAGGGGUUUAAAAUUUUUGGUUGGAAACGACUGGCAAGAAUUAUUUGACGUGAUCAUUUCUAGAGCCAAUAAACCAUCGUUCUUUAAAUCACCACUGGGGCAAUUUCGACGUACUGAUAUCAGUGGAACUUUCAAACAUUGGGAAGCGGUUCAAACAUUUAAACGAGGUCAAAUAUAUGAAGGAGGUUGUUUAGAACAGAUGAUAAAACAUACAGGUUGGUCUUCAGCUAGUAUAUUAUAUUUUGGAGAUCAUGUCUAUGCUGAUCUUGCAGAUGUAGCCAGCACAUAUGGUUGGACGACUGGAGCUGUUAUACCGGAACUUGAAAGUGAACUUAUUGCUGCGAAUAAUCAUGAUUUCAAAAUUAUUUUAAAACGUUUAAGAAUGCUAGAAAAGUUGAUUCAGGAAAACCAACAUGUUCAUACAGCUGAAGCAAAAUUAUUACUUGAAAAGUGGCUUGAUGAAAGAAACGCUUUAAGACGUGCUAGUAAAUGUGUAUUUAAUCCACAAUUCGGAAGUAUUUUUCGUUCUUUUCAUAAUCCGUCUUAUUUUUCACAACGUCUUGGACAAUAUGCAACACUGUAUACAUCAAGAGUUACGAAUCUGUUACAUUUCCCACUAGAUCAUGCAUUUUUCCCUAAAAGAACUGCUUUACCACAUGAAUCAUUUUAA